CACAUUCCACAGUGAGGAGACCACAGGUAAGCAGCGAGAGAGAGAGAGGGAGAGAAAGAAAGCACAGAAGACAUCAUGAAUACACCCCAAUACUGCCUUCUGAUGUUGCUUAUCUACUCGGGCGACCCCAAUGCAGGAGCUCUGAAUGGUAUUAGCCCGUUCAUAAGGCAUUACGAAGGCUUGUCUUAUGAUCGUGAGGCCUUACACAGGAGACACCGGCGCGCCAAACGAGAGACCCAGCCUCAGGACCAGACACUGCAGCUGGACUUCAGAGCUUUUCUCAGGACCUUCCGGUUGCGUUUGAGGCGAGACACGACGGGAUUCACAGAGCCUUUUGAAGUCUUCUCUGAAAAUAUAUCAAGUACAGCAGACCUCUCCCAUCUAUAUUCUGGAGAACUUGAAGAUGAGAAGGGAUCUUCCUGUCACGGCUCGGUCAUCCAGGGCCAGUUUGAGGGUUCUGUCCUCACAGCCAAUGGGACAUAUUACAUAGAGCCUGUCCACAGAUACACCAGCCAGCCCACACAACACCACUCCAUCAUCUACCAUGAGGACGACAUGGAUGCUACUCCCAUGGAAAGCAGACAUGACGGGUUCUGUGGUGCAGAACGUCUGCAGCGCCUUGCCCAAAGCCUCAGACCCAAUCAGGACGUUCCAGUGUUCAGGUCGAAGAGAACAUUGGACCAGUCUAAAACCAGCUGUCUACUCCACCUCCAUGCUGACCACUUCUACUACAGGAAGUUCAAGAGUGUCGAGGCUGUUGUGGCUCAGGUUGCCUCCUAUGUGAGAGCGGUGAAUGAUAUUUAUGACAAGGCCGACUUUGACGGUCUCAAGCUAAUCAACUUCAAAGUGAAAUCACUCAGUGUCAUGAGAGAGGAGGAUGAGACCAACCCCCUGAAUCGGCCCUUCCUCGGCCCAGAGAAGCUGCUCAGUCUGUUCUCUGAGAGUAACUGGGGAAACUACUGUCUGUCCUACCUGCUGACCAACAGGGACUACAGUGGAGUGCUGGGGCUGGCAUGGGAGGGCAAGACAGGGAACUGGGGAGGGAUUUGUUCGCGACACACUCUCAUGCGGGAUGGUAGCAACGCCAGUCUGAACACGGGCCUGAUCACGCUGCAGAACUACGGCCAGUACCUGCCCCCCCAACACGUUCAGCUCACCCUGGCCCAUGAACUGGGCCACAGCCUGGGCGCCCCUCAUGAUGAAGGUUUGGAUUGUGGGAACCUGGGUUCUUCUGGAGGGAAAGGCAGGUUCUUGAUGUUCCCUCACGCUACCAAUGAGGUCCGGGAGAACAACGAUAAGUUCUCUCCCUGCAGCAUCAAGCAUAUCAGCCGAGUCCUGAAAGUCAAGAAGGAUGACUGCUUUGUGGUCAGUGAUCAGCCCAUCUGUGGGAAUCAGAUCGUGGAGGAGGGGGAGGAGUGUGAUGUGGGCCACAACGAGACAGACCUCUGCUGCCACAGUGCCAAGGAAUCUGUGGGCAUCCAGUGUCGCCUGAAACCUAGCAAGAAGUGCAGUCCCAGUCAGGGUCUGUGCUGUGGGCCAACGUGUGUCUUGAAACCGUCAGGGGUCAGCUGUGAGGAGGAGUCAGACUGUCAGCUGGAGAGUAUUUGCUCUGGUCUCUCCCCCAUCUGCCCCGAGCCUGUGGCCAAGGCCAACAUGACCAUAUGCAGUCUGGGCACCCGGGUGUGUCUCAACGGGAACUGUGCUAAAUCACUGUGUGUGAGGUACGGCCUGGAGCAGUGUGACUGUCUGGGAGAGUCCAAAAACGAAAAGUGCCACAUGUGCUGUCAACAGCCGGACAAGCCUGCAACCUGCGCCAGCACCACAUCCUCUGUCUUGGCCAGGCAUUUCCAGGGAAAGCGUGUAGCGUUGGUUGCCGGGGCACCGUGUUCAGCCAAGCAGGGCUACUGCGACAUGUUCCAGGUGUGUCGCAUCCUGGACGCUGACGGGCCCAUCGCCAGGCUGAAGAACUCCUUUCUCCACCUGGUAGACCUGGAUGAGUUUGAUGAUCUGGCUGAGUGGAUAAAGACUCACUGGUGGGCCAUUCUCUUGGUCAUCAUGACUCUGUCUGCCGUGAUGGUCAGCACCGUGUGCCUGUGUGGACGUACCCUGGACAUGGGUGAACCAGAGUAACCACUGUAGCUCCAACAGUGGCAGUUGGUGCCAUUCAAGAUUAGGGAGAGCGACAAUUUUUUUUAUAAGCAUGGUCUUAUUUCGAUUACAGCAUAUUGGAUGACUGCCAUUCAUAUUCCCUUCACCCAGCUCAAUGUAACAUCGAUAGGCUUUAGGCUACUACAUGAUACUCGAAUUGGCCCUAUACCCAUCAUGAG
Oncorhynchus tshawytscha (Chinook salmon) is the source of this 2327-nucleotide messenger RNA. RefSeq names its product disintegrin and metalloproteinase domain-containing protein 10. Gene Ontology annotation, cellular component: plasma membrane. Gene Ontology annotation, biological process: membrane protein ectodomain proteolysis; Notch signaling pathway. Gene Ontology annotation, molecular function: metalloendopeptidase activity. Lineage: Eukaryota; Metazoa; Chordata; Actinopteri; Salmoniformes; Salmonidae. The transcript has 15 exons. The record is from RefSeq and is a predicted model, not a curated record. The coding region runs from base 76 to 2130 and encodes 684 amino acids.